AUGUCCUCCUUAGUCGCAGGCCCCAGCACCGUCGCUCCGUCAUCCGACGACGACAUCACAAUGUUAGACUCCACCAGCGCCCCUCUACCCCCUUCCACCAACACCAUCGACGUGGAUGCUGAAGCCUCCGAUGGAAACGAAGAAGAAUAUGAAAUCGAGAGUAUCGUCUCCCAUUCCGAUUCCACCAUCGAUGGUCAACUAUCCUAUUUCGUUAAAUGGAAAGGUUAUCCCGAUACCGAGAAUUCUUGGGUGUUUGAAAGUGAUAUGGGUGGAGCCCAAGAGAUGAUUCAGGAGUAUUGGGCAAAGGUUCCUAAGAAGGGUGUUAAGAGAAUGGGCAAUAAGCGUGGGAAGAAGGGUAAAAGACAAUCUUCUGUUGGUGUGGGAAGUUCUAGUACUCCGUCCAAGACUGCUACCGGAGUUGCUCGAAGGAAGAGAACCAGGAGGGAGAGCAGUCUUGUCAACGGCGGCGAUGCGCCCAAACGCACUCGAAAAGGAGCUGAAUUGUCUCAUUCCCGUUCCCCUACCCCGGAUGACGCCUUGAUUGACGUAGAGAGUGAUCCUGCACUCCAACGUAUCCGAUCCGACCUCACCCUAACCAACGACCAGCGCCAACUACUCGAACAACAACAUCUCCACGCGAUCAAACUCGACCGCCUUCGAAAGCGUUACGCUCGAAUCCCAGACUGGGAUCCAAUAAUUAAAAAGAUCGAAGCGGUCGAAAGGAUGAGCGACAACAAGUUGCGGGUGUUUGUACACUUUGAGAGUGGAGAUAGGUUGGCGUUUGAAAGUGUUGUAGCGCAUCAUAGGUGUCCGUUGAAGCUGUUGGCCUUUUAUGAGGCUAACUUGAGGUUUAAGAGGAAUGAGGAGGGUGGGAUGGGGGGUAGAGUGGAGAUGUUGAGAGGGGAAGAGGAGUUGGGGGAACUAGAGGAGUAUAAUCGGGUGCUGGCGGCGGCGGAGGCGGCGGCGGAGGCGGCGGUGGAGGCGGAGGCAGCGGUGGAGGCGGAGGCAGCGGUGGAGGCGGAGGCAGCGGUGGAGGCGGAGGCAGCGGUGGAGGCGGAGGCAGCGGUGGAGGCGGAGGCAGCGGCGGAGGCGGAGGCAGCGGCGGAGGGAGAGGGAGAGGGGCUGAAUAGGGGUGCGGUGGGAGAAGGGGAGGGGGUGGAGACGCAAGUUACAGCACAAGAAAAAGUAGAAAAGGUAGCAGAGGAAGGGGAAGGGGAAGGGGAAGGGGAGGGAGUGGUAGCAGCAGUUGCAGCCGCCGUUACUGAAAACGCCGAUGGUGAUGCGGCAGAGGAAGCUGGAGAAGGAGAGGGAAACGCAGCUGCAACCACAAUCAUAACUGCCAUCGCGAACGGAGAGGAGCGAGUGUCUGAAACUCAAACGUCCGCCAUUACCGCAGACAACAUUCCAGAGGAGAGCAGUUAA
Messenger RNA from Ustilago hordei, 1422 nucleotides. RefSeq lists its product as uncharacterized. Gene Ontology annotation, cellular component: nucleus; pericentric heterochromatin. The record is from RefSeq and is a predicted model, not a curated record. Gene Ontology annotation, biological process: negative regulation of transcription by RNA polymerase II; chromatin organization. The transcript has a single exon. The coding region runs from base 1 to 1422 and encodes 473 amino acids. Gene Ontology annotation, molecular function: chromatin binding. Lineage: Eukaryota; Fungi; Basidiomycota; Ustilaginomycetes; Ustilaginales; Ustilaginaceae.